This is a messenger RNA of Dermacentor andersoni, 1177 nucleotides long. NCBI's taxonomy places the organism in Eukaryota, Metazoa, Arthropoda, Arachnida, Ixodida, Ixodidae. The record is from RefSeq and is a predicted model, not a curated record.
ACAUUUGUGAGUCUACAUCACGGAAAGAGCGAUGCAUCUAACGCUCGUCGUUACUGCGAGCAUUUGGUUUACGCUAGUAAGCAGUCAAGCUCAAUCGUCGCCAUGCGGCUGCCUAGAAGAGCCAGCAGGUAGCAGCAAUCGGAAAGAGAAAUUCUGCAGACCUCAUCUGACGCCCCCUUCUGAGCUAAACAAGCCUCGCAACUGCAUCUGCAGACCAGGCCUUGUGCGGAACGCCUGGGGCGACUGCAUCACCAAGCACGAGUGCACACACUGCAAGUGCUUCCGCGACAAAGAUUUCAACGUGUGUGCGAGGAAGUGUCCACUGCUCUGCAACCAGCCAAUACGUGCUUCGUGUUCUCAGAAGUGCGUCUUGGGAUGCGACUGUCCUCCUGGUUCCGUACGAGACUCCAGGGCGAAGAAAAACUUGUGCGUCAAGACAACAAAGUGUGCUCCGACAUGCCCUCCACAAUCGAGGUUUGAGCCCUGCGUUUCUACCUGCGCACCCAAGUGUGGCAAAACGCAACCCACCAUCUGCACCACACGUUGCCAGCGGGGUGGCUGCGUCUGCUUAGAGGGUUACGCGGAGGCAGAGCAAGAUGGGCAGGUGAUCUGCGUGCCUCUGCAGGAGUGUUACAGAUACGCGGGAGCAGCGACAUUGACCACCUCUAGCGUACAUGGGCACAUCGCGGGCGGUAAUGGCACAGCAGGAACCGCAUUGCUCCCAGGCCUCAUUAUAGAACGACCAGGGGGCACACCCUUACCCGGUGUCGUCGUAAGCGGACCGGGUGGCAUCUCAGUUGACACAGAGGGAGGACCUUCUAGGAGUACCUUAGGGGUAGGAGGCGUCGGCGGUGGCCUAGUCACAAAAGGUACAGGCUCACCAGAUUCUGUAGAAUCUGGAGAGACUGGGGCCGGAGUAAACCCGGACGAUAUACCCUCAUACGAUACAACAGGAUCUGGUCAAGGUAGCAUUGGCAACCCUCUGGCGGGAAUACCGUCAGGUGGUCCUGCAGAAAUCGGCGGUGCCGGAACGAGCGCCGUGACAGUAACCUCACCCAGUACAGCCUCAACUGAUGCCCCUGUAUCGGGAGGCGCCGCGACCAGCGUAGGCGCGACAGGUGCAGCCUUGCUGGGUUCCGUGACACCAGGUGGAACAGCUGUCGAAAGAGCGUACUAG